This is a messenger RNA of Ornithodoros turicata, 9744 nucleotides long. RefSeq names its product unconventional myosin-XV-like (gene Myo10A). Lineage: Eukaryota; Metazoa; Arthropoda; Arachnida; Ixodida; Argasidae. The transcript is spliced from 58 exons. The record is from RefSeq and is a predicted model, not a curated record. Gene Ontology annotation, molecular function: protein binding; cytoskeletal motor activity; ATP binding. Gene Ontology annotation, cellular component: myosin complex; cytoskeleton. Bases 259 to 9369 code for a protein of 3036 amino acids.
UGAGCAGGUUGCACUCGCCGUGCCCCGUCCCGAACGUCUGCUUCCCAAGUUUUGGGAGAACUUAGGACAGUUUUUUCUUUUUGGAUGCCAAAACUUUCCCGUGUGUGUGUGAGAUUGUGUGAAAUCACAUCGCUGUGCGUCUCGUGUUGUGUGUUCGGCGCACGGACACCGACUGUGAUCCUCGGAUUACCUAACGUCGCAUACGUGCCUUCAUCCCGAUGAUGCACAGGUGAAGGUUGGAGGAUAGAAGAAGGGGCGAUGGCUUCUCCGACGCGUCCACCGGACACCCCCACGGGGGCGGCCACCCCACCCGUCGAGGACUUCCAACCGGGUGACUUGGUGUGGUUCGACCCGGGUGUCGGAUACAGUUUGCCCGGGGAAGUGGUGGAAUUUUCCCGCCCUGCUCAGGUCGUCACUGUGCAGGCCAUGGUGUCUGGAAAACCUCAGUCUUUUACCAUUCACAAACCACACACCGUAAAACGGCGUGAAGAUCUCGGACCCAAUGGCGUGCCAGACAUGGUUCAGUUGGGGGACCUCAGUGAGGCAUCCAUGUUGUGGAAUCUCAAGAUACGCUACGACCACGAAAACAUAUAUACAUACACAGGAAGCAUCUUAGUAGCCGUGAAUCCGUACAAGAUGUUCGAUAUAUACGGAGUCGACGUUGUGAAGAAAUACGAAGGACAGAUUCUGGGCACUUUACCACCUCAUUUAUUCGCCGUAAGCAGUGCCGCCUAUAGCAAGAUGAGCAAAGAGUUGGAAAACCAGGUUGUGGUCAUCAGCGGCGAGAGCGGUGCAGGCAAGACAGAGAGUACAAAGCUCAUUCUGCAGUACCUGGCUGCGGUGGAUCGUUCGUCCAAUAACCUGGUCACAGAACAAAUCCUCGAAGCCACACCUUUACUUGAGUCUUUCGGGAACGCCAAGACCCUUCGCAAUGACAACUCUUCCCGUUUCGGGAAGUACUUGGAAGUCUUCUUCAAAGACGGUGUCAUAACAGGUGCCAAUACCAAAAACUACCUACUGGAAAAAUCUAGAAUUGUGACUCAGGCGUCGGAAGAGCGGAACUACCACGUCUUCUACGAACUACUCGUAGGACUAGGAGCGCAGGAGAAAGAGAAAUUCGGGUUACAGACAGCGGACAAAUACUUUUACCUCAACCAGGGUGGUUCAAUCGAGAUUCCAUGCAAGGAUGACGCGGAAGACUUCCGCUGCUUGCUGUCCGCCAUGCAAGUGCUGGGUUUCACUGCAGACGAGCAGGACGCCAUCUUCAGGAUUCUUGCCGCAGUCUUGCACAUUGGCAACGUCUAUUUUCAUCGCAAGCCUUUAAAACACGGGCAAGAAGGCGUGGAAGUUGGAAGCGAAGCAGAAAUACGCUGGGUGUCCCAUUUGCUUCAGAUUUCACCCGAGGGAAUCCUCGAUGCGUUAACCACUAAGGCGACGGAAGCACGAAAUGAACGCAUGGUGACAGCACUAAAUAUUGACCAAGCCCUGGACGCAAGGGACGCCGUAGCUAAGGCAUUAUAUUCGAGCCUCUUUUCGUGGCUGGUAAGGCGAAUAAACGAGAUCGUGUGCCACGGACAACGCAAGACAUCUCUCGCCAUCCUGGACAUUUUUGGCUUCGAGGACCUCAAGGACAACAGCUUGGAACAACUGUGUAUUAACUACGCUAACGAGACAUUGCAGCAUCACUUUAACAAACAGGUAUUCAAGUUGGAACAAGCGGAAUAUACGCGCGAGCGUCUGGAAUGGCAGCCUUUACCGUUCACGGACAACCAGGCCGUGCUCGCCCUUCUCGCGAAGAAACCCCUGGGCAUUCUACCGUUGCUGGACGACGAGUCCAACUUCCCGAGGGCCACCGACCUGUCCUUCCUGGAGAAGUGCCACUACAACCACGCCCUGGACGAACUGUACUCCCGACCUCGCAUGUCGUCCCUGGAGUUCGGCAUCCGUCACUACGCUGGACAGGUGUGGUACACCGUCGACAGCUUCCUGGACAAGAAUCGCGACACUCUGCGAGCGGACGUGGUGGAUCUGCUGGUGUCUUCGAAGCUUCAGCUCGUGUCGGAAAUGUUCAGGCGCCGUCGUGCUUUCACCGAAGCUUCUCGCAUGGCCAGCAAGGCUGACGGACGCUUCGUCACCAUGAAACCACGGGCCCCUACUGUGGCUGCGCGAUUCUGCGACUCCCUGCAUGGUCUCAUUGACGCCAUGAACCAAUGUCACCCGUGGUUCGUUCGCUGCCUGAAACCCAACAGGGAAAAAGCGCCCAUGAAACUGGACAUGGCUCUGGUCUUGGAACAGCUCCGUUACUCGGGCAUGCUGGACACCAUCCGUAUCCGCAAGUUGGGCUUCCCUGUACGAUACAAGUUUGCCGUCUUCGCUGACAGAUAUCGCUGCCUAGUCCCAGGACUCGCUGCAACUUCAUCAAGAGACGUUUGCCGGGCUGUUUUAGAAAGGACACCAGGAUCUCAAGAUGGCUACCAGCUCGGCACGAGCAAGGUGUUCCUGAAAGAAACAGUAGAACAGACACUGGACCAGGAGCGCGUUGCUGUUCUGCGUUCUGCCAUCGUGGUACUGCAGCGCCAUGUGCGGGGCUAUCUGGCAAGAAGGCACUACCGGGCCAUGAGGAAAGCUGCGAGGCGGAUUCAAACUGCUUAUCGUGGAUAUGCCGCUCGGAGUCGUUACCGGAAGGUACGACGUGGUGUCAUCAAAGCGCAGGCCAACUACAGAAUGUUACGGCAAAAACGGGAAUACGACAAGAUCAAGGCUAUCCUGGCACGUAAGCGCGAGGCCGACCGUCUUGCUUUGGAACGGGCAAAGGAGCGUGCGGCUCGCGACCAGCAAGAGCGCGCCGCACGGGCUGUGGCUGGAGUCAACCACUUGGAGAUCCCUGCAGAACUGGCCUUCAUCUUUACUAAGCUGGAUGAGUGGCAGUCACCGCACAAUGACCGCAACGUCACCAAGGCGAGCCCGUCCGUGUCCCGUCCACGCACCUCAACCCCUGGUCUUCCGUCGGACGUGGAUCAGCACGUCUUCACCAAAUUCACAAAUAUCUACUUCAAGUCUCACCUGUGGGGCAUGAAGAGGGAGCCCAUCAGGACACCGUUCCUGGCCAAGGCGUCGGGCUCGCAGCACCAGGACUCCCUGGCGCUCUUCAAGCUGAUCUUGCGUUUCAUGAACGACAGUCACUUGAGCGGUCAGCGUGAACGAGUGCUCGGCGAUUACAUCGUCCAACGGGGCCUACGCGAGGCUACCAUGCGGGACGAACUCCUCUGUCAGCUGUGCAAUCAAACGUGGCAGAACGACAACGCUGCCAAUUGCCAGAGAGGCUGGCUACUCAUGGCAAACUGCCUCUCUGCGUUUCCUCCUUCUAGUACACUCUACAAGUACCUCCUCAAGUACGUCUCCGAUCAUGGUCAAGAAGGAUACGCUGCCUACUGCCAACAACAACUGCUGCGUCAGAACGGUCUGGGACCCGAAGACGCCAGGACUUACCCACCUUGUCUACUGGAAUGGAAGGCGAACACUCGAAAGAUGCAGAUGGCGCUCGAGGCACAGUUUCCUGAUGAGCGCGAAGGCCUUGGUGCCGUCGACUCCUGGACUACCGGAGAAGAGUUCGCUGCAGAACUCUUGCACGCAAGGGGUGUGGAUGACGCGUACGGCUGGACGACGGAGUUACUGGACGAGGGCGCCACCUACUCGCUAAACGGCACCGACUACGUCCUCGACCUCAUCGCCGAGACAGAGGUUCCACCGGCGUUUCCUGUCUGCAAGUCUUACUUCCUUGUUUCGCACAGUGGAGGACCUGGAGAGCCACCGUCUUCGAACUCGGCACUUGCGUCGCCGCACCGUCCAGACCGUGUGGAGACAUAUGAGGUGGAGCUUCAUGAUCUGCCUCCAGCUCCACCUCAGAGGGUGUCUAGUAACAGCGCCCCCACAGAGGGAAGAAGUCCGCAGGCUUCUGCAGCCGCUCCGUCUACUAGACCUCAAAGAGGAGCAAUCCCCGUUCCUCCGCCUGUCGUACCGGACGCCGCGGCUGUCACGUCGUCGCCGAGCCGGAGGUCCAAUGAGUCUCAAAACCAACAGAGGCGACAGGUCAGAGAGUUUGUUCACGAGACCAGGACGGGAUGCCUCACCGUCGAGGGCUCCUUAGACCGCCGCGAACCCCGGAGCUCACCAGCGCUCACUAAUCGCACCCGCUCCCUCGAAGACCUCUUGGACGGUGGUCCUCCCGACGGCGCCUUGUCCAAACAGAGCGCUCUGAACGGUCGCUACUUCGAAGGCAGUCGUCCUCCCAGUAAAGGACGUAUCAGCACGCCGCAGUACUUGCCCAGCGGACGCGACUCCGCUGCAGCUCCAGAGUCUUCCGCCACAUCAUCUUCUUCAGCGUGGCAACGUCGCAUGGGCCUGUCAUCUUCAGCCCUCAACGAACGUUAUUUCCAAGUCGCACCCUCAGCCUCCGAGACCGCCAGUGAGCUACUUCUCGGCGAGUCGGGUCGUGACGACCACUCUGAACGGACGGACAGUCCUUCGCUCGACGGACUAGACUUUCCGGAGUUGGACCUCGGAGAUACAGACUCCGCGGUCGGCUACAGUCGUGGAGAACAGCAACGUUACAUCAAGUACGCCGGAACGCGUCCCCCACGUCGCGGUGCAGCACACUCGAGUCGCGCCCACAUCGACCGGACGCGCGACCUGUCGGACUAUGGUGGCGCCAGAAGCUCCGCGCUGUCGGAUACUUCGGAGGCGCCGUCGCUGGCAUCGCAUGUGAAGAAUGUCCGUAUUCCGUCGCACACGUCUGAUCUAGAUCAGUACCUGGACGAGCUGUUCAAUCCGGUAUUGGACGGGAAUUUGGAUGAAAUGAGCGACGCGAGGUCAUUGGCUGCUUCGCUGAAAGGAGAAGACCUGGGAUUGGACGACGCGGUGGACAUGGCUCAAAGACUCAAAGGCGAUGGGAAGCCGGCGGGAAAUACGACUAUGACUGCUAAUGUUCCUCAGACCAACGGAGGUCUUCAAGGAGCAAACCUCAGCAUGCUCAACAUGGCAAGCCUCAAUGCUGGUCUUCUAUCUCCUCAGCUGCUUGGCAUGGGCCCGGUGCAGAGCCCUACAGGUGUCACUCCGCCUCCUGCUGGGAACAUGGCGAAUAGCUCGUCGUCGUACAACCUGCCACUGUACAAUGUCUCAGGGAUGACAGUGCCAAUCGUGGAUGCCUCGCAGCUGAUCCAGCAGCAGGUGCUUCAGCAACACAUGAUGCAGCUGCAGCAAAGGGCGUUCCUCGCAAAUGCUGUGCAACAGAACCUCCAGAUCCAGCAGCAGCUGAUGCAGCAGAGUGCGGCACUUCAGCAGCUGCUGCAGUCUUCAGUGGUUCCCCAAGGCACAUCUCCGCAGCCAGGAUCCAACGGGACGUCUGGGGGACUGCUCUCUCCAACGGGAACAAGCCCGGACCCUCGACUGCUGGCCUCUACCGGUGGCCUGACCUCCCCUCUCGCGCCCUUGUCCCUGGCCAUUCCCGGUGUAACUCCGGACCUGUCCUGGAAGCCUCCCGACGCCGGUCAGAAAGCUUCGAAGAAGAAUGGCCAGCCUUCACCCAAGGACACGUUUGGCAAUGUGUUGUCCGAACUGCGGCAUAAAGCUGGAACGGCUCCCGAAAACGGAAUUCCCCCUCCUCCUCCAAUGCCGCCCUUGUCGCCAAACACCAUGGCCAAGUAUCCAGACGUGUACGGUCGGGCCAAGACCGUCCGCAUCGGCAAGUGGCGUUGGCCUCCACCGAGGGACGAAGCUGGGAACUUCCUCCCCGGACAACCGACUUCGUUCUUGGAGUUCAAACGACUCAAGCAGCAGGAACGCGAAGAACGUCGUGCCGCCGGCUUGGCCUUUGACUCCAGCGACGAAGACGACGACGAGAGAGACUUCGUCGACUUCCCAGAGAUUCAGGGCAUGGAGACGGCUCUUGGAGGAAAGCCUGAAAACGCAACGGUCGCCAAAGGCAUCCCCGUCCCGACGACCCCAGCCCCAACAUCUUCUUCUUCCCCGGCCAACGACAGUCGCCGCUCAAAAGAGGAUCUCAUUCGGGCCUUUGAAGGCGAAGUCCGACCGGGCUCCAUCGGCAAGAUCAGGAUCAGCUCCGAGAUGAAAGCCAAGCUGGAACAGCUCACCAUAGACCACAGCGUCCGUUCGAAGACGUCCACCCACAAAGAGAGCAGGGGCCGGAUCCUUCCGGCGCCGAAACUCGACGAAGACCGGAAACGUGCGUUGGAGAAGCAGUUGGGAGGCUGGAACGAACUGGACAGUUCCGUUCCAGCUCUGCCGUCGGCCAUACCGCCGCCCCCGCCGUCGGAGUCCGUGGGGACCCGAUCUUUCCGCGUCGAUAACCUGGUCAAAUCGAAGAUCGAGAAGAUGGAGCGACAGGCGUCCCGGGAACCUGCGUCCCCCGUGGAGCCCCCUUCGGCGCCCCGGCCAACUAAGGGAGGGCCAACGCCGUCGGUGGCCGCGUCCAGUAGCUGCUACGCGCCCAAUACCCCCGUGGUGGCACGACACCGCGUUAUGCCUCCGCCCAUCCAGCCAGCACAACUUCUCGACCGCCUUUCGGGAAAGUCGGAGACGAUUGAAUUUGACGAAUGUCCGGAGUUUCUGAAGCCCGUGGACAGCGCACCACCACCCACUGUGCCCACAAGGAGCGGGGCCCGAGCUGUGGACAGCCUCAAGACUAAACUCUUUCCCUCUAGCGUAGCCCCGUACCUCACCUACACCAAGGUGCCGUGGAGGCUGCGGAUACGGAAAGAGGUGUUCACACCGGGAGAGAUGUUGGACAACGCGAACCUGCUGCACCUCGUGUUCAGUCAAAUCAUGCAAGACGUGUACGCUGACGCUUGCGUUCGUCUGACGCCGGACGAAAACAAGACUCUCCGAGCUCUCUUGGUGAGUCUGUCCGUGACUCCCAGCAACGCUCAGGGCCCGAGCGUGACGUUGCAGACCAAGCGUCAGGUCGUAGAAGCGGCCCGCGCGCUGCCCUUGUAUUUCAGCCGGAUCUUCCCGGCUUCCGGAGGCAGGCAGUUGCCGGACGUCCAAAUGUUGGCUGUUUCCCACACGGGAGUGCGGCUUGUCAAGCGGCAACGUGAUGCCAAUGGGGACUCGCUAUGCGUGCUGGACACUUUAGGGUUUGAAGACAUCGCAGAUGUGACUGUUCCGCGGCCUUCGACUGUGAAUAUUCUUCUGCGAAACGGCGGCUGGAUGACGAUAUACUCCCCAAAAGCCACGCAGAUCAAGUCAAUGAUACACAAGUUUGUCGUGGAAUGCACACAGGACGCGCCGGAGUACCUCCGUGCUGUGGCCGAUUACGUGACAACAGAGUCGACGCUGCUCAGCUUCCGUAAAGGCGAGAUCGUACGCCUCGUCAAACACCGUUCGCUCAAUCUACCAAAAGGAUGGCUGUACGGCGUUACAGAGAGCGGAGAGUCCGGCCUCUUUCCCUGCGAAUACGUGGUUCCACUCGGCAGGCAAAGCCAAGAUGGCGCUCACCACACACCUACCCAUCAGAAUGAGAGCCGGGUGUCGCAGAGGCCUUCUGGACAGCACGUCGAGAGACUCGUGGAUGGUGCGGUGUCUUCGCCGAUCCUCGCGUCGUCGGCGUGGAUUGAAAGCAAGGACGACCAUGGUGACGAAGAGGAAGAGGUGGGAGAGGAGGCGGACAGGAGGGCGACCGAAUUGGCAGACGGAAAGCACAGCAUGUUGCAAUUCGCUAUGUUCAACUUCAGAGAGAGUCUGGACAGGUACGAGUUGCUGCGCCAGAGGGAUGGUUCCAUCCGAGGUUCCGUCAAGAUGAUCGAACACUUGAAGGCAACCCGAGGAGGAAAAGGGCGAAAAGCCAAGGACUCCGACUGGACCUGGAAGGAACUCGUCGAGAUGAUCAAAUUCUCUAAGUCUCCUAUUCAAUCUGCUCUGCUCAACUUGGAGUCUCCCGAAUUAAAUAAAAUGGCCACUGAAAGCUUCCUAGCUGUCAUGCGCUAUAUGGGCGACUACCCCUUGGCCAAAAAUCAGUCAGAAGUGGACUGUGUAUAUUCUAUCCUUGUGAGUUGCCAUAAACAUCCAGCACUACGAGACGAAGUCUACUGUCAGAUUAUCAAACAGACGACAAAUAACAAAAGCUCAAAACCUGACAGUUGCCAACGUGGAUGGCGGUUGUUCUCAAUCAUCGCUGCAUAUUUUGACUGCUCGGAGAACCUGAAGCCGUAUCUCUUCAAGUUCCUGGAAACAGCAGCUUAUGACAAAAGACGAGCUUACCACGGUACUGCCAUGGUGUGCUUGCAGAACCUGAGGAAGACGUUUAAGUACGGUGGAAGAAAGAAUGUUCCUAGCAUAGAAGAGAUUGCUGCCAUCUCGGCGGGCAGGAAUUCGAAACGGCAGAUCUACAGGCUACCAGGAGGAACGGAGCGAGUCAUCAACACAAAGUCAACAACCGUCGUCGAAGACAUCAUCGACGAAAUCUGCACGAUACUGGGCGUGCGAAGUGCCAUAGAAGCAGAGGAAUUUUCUUUAUAUUGCAUCGUUGAAGGAGAUCCUUUCACCAUGCCUUUAAGUCGAGAGGAGUACAUACUUGACGUGACGACGGAAUUGAUCAAGAACGGACACGUGUUCUACCUCAUCUUCUGCCGCUCCGUUUGGUUCUUCCCGCUGCGGCUGGACAAUGCGCUUUACGUCGAAGUCAUCUUCAACCAAGUGGCUCCUGAUUACUUGGAAGGUCUGCUACUGGUUGCCCCAAGAGGGCGUCCAAUACCUGACAAUGUAGUGAACGACAUGGCGCGCAUUGCAGCCCUGUUACAUCGUGCCGCCGACAUGCAGCAUGUUCCGUCCAAGGACGAAGUAAAGUACCUGUUGCCAAAGCCCGUCUUGGCCAUGAAGGACAUUCGACCGCCUCAGUGGGUCGACAUGGUGCAAUACAGUUGGCCUGACAUGAUGGCCCUCACAAACACGGAAGCCAAAGCCCAGUGCCUCGACAUCCUACAAAGGUGGCCAUUGUUCGGAUCCUGCUUCUUCGCAGUAAAGUGGAUCCGCACCGAGAAUAAUCAAGCCGAGCACAUCCUGGCAUUAAAUCGCGAAGGAAUUCACUUCUUAGAUGUCGCUUCACACGAGUCCGUGUGGAUGUACCCAUUCUCCGAGGUGAUCUCUACGCGCAAAGUUCGUGCGGAGGAUGGAACGCUGUUCCUGGACAUGAAAUGUGGCAACCUUAUGGUACAAAAGAUAACCCGUAUUCAGACUGACCAGGCUCACGAAGUCUCCCGGCUUGUCCGCCAGUACAUCAACAUCCAACAGAAUCAACAGGGGACGCAACAGGGAGACGCACCUCGAGACGUCACGCUGUCCCGUAACUUGAAGUGAACUCCAACUCUAGCUAUGACAGUCUGGCUCAUGGCCCAGAACUACCUACGUCGGAACGCUUAAAAGCACGUGGCAAAGGGGACAAACGUGACGUCACUUCCGUCGGCGUCCACGUGACAACGGAGAUUAUUUAGGUGCGACCCUUGCUCGCGACGUUCUGCAAAGUAGGAGUACGAUAUGGACGCAUAACGAGGGGUACUAUGUGUUUGCAUAGACUAAUGUUUUGAGCUUGCUCGUCUUAGGCAAAUAUUUUUAUAAGGGAUAUGUAUAUUUUGUGUAUAACCCUCUUGACCAACACCCUCCGACUGGAGUAUGGACUAGGCCUCGUACGGGGCCUCGAUGACUACAAAAUAAAAAGAUUUUUUAAUACGAAAA